This is a messenger RNA of Chinchilla lanigera (long-tailed chinchilla), 1060 nucleotides long. RefSeq names its product LIM and senescent cell antigen-like domains 1 (gene Lims1). Gene Ontology annotation, cellular component: focal adhesion; cytoplasm; cell-cell junction. The record is from RefSeq and is a predicted model, not a curated record. NCBI's taxonomy places the organism in Eukaryota, Metazoa, Chordata, Mammalia, Rodentia, Chinchillidae. Gene Ontology annotation, biological process: cell-cell adhesion; positive regulation of substrate adhesion-dependent cell spreading; cell-cell junction organization.
CCGCUGUCUGUUCUGCUUGCCUGUGCCCCGGCUCCAGAUGGCCUUCUUGGAGCGAGCGCGCCCCAGCACCAUCCCCGAGAAUGAGGAGCCCCCUUGUCCCACCCGGGAUGGUGUCUGCCAGGCUGACGGAGACGACAGAGCCGUGUCCAGACUUCAGCGCAGGCGCAGUGACGUAAAGGUCUACAAGGAGUUUUGUGACUUCUACGCAAAGUUCAACAUGGCCAAUGCCUUGGCCAGCGCUACCUGUGAACGCUGCAGGGGGGGCUUCGCGCCCGCUGAGAAGAUCGUGAACAGCAAUGGCGAACUGUACCAUGAGCCCUGCUUCGUGUGCGCCCAGUGCUUCCAGCCCUUCCCCGAGGGGCUCUUCUACGAGUUUGAAGGCAGGAAGUACUGCGAACACGACUUCCAGAUGCUCUUUGCUCCUUGCUGCCACCAGUGCGGUGAAUUCAUCAUCGGCCGUGUCAUCAAGGCCAUGAACAACAGCUGGCACCCCGAGUGCUUCUGCUGUGACCUCUGCCAGGAGGUGCUGGCGGACAUUGGCUUCGUGAAGAACGCCGGCAGACAUUUGUGUCGCCCCUGCCACAAUCGAGAGAAGGCCCGAGGCCUGGGGAAGUACAUCUGCCAGAAGUGCCACGCCAUCAUCGACGAGCAGCCCCUGGUCUUCAAGAACGACCCGUACCAUCCCGACCACUUCAACUGUGCCAACUGCGGGAAGGAGCUGACUGCUGACGCCCGGGAGCUGAAGGGGGAGCUCUACUGCCUUCCAUGCCAUGACAAGAUGGGAGUGCCCAUCUGUGGGGCCUGCCGGCGGCCCAUCGAGGGGCGCGUGGUGAAUGCCAUGGGCAAGCAGUGGCACGUGGAGCAUUUUGUUUGUGCCAAGUGCGAGAAGCCGUUCCUUGGACAUCGCCAUUACGAGAGGAAGGGCCUGGCGUACUGUGAGACUCACUACAACCAGCUGUUCGGAGACGUUUGUUUCCACUGCAACCGUGUCAUAGAAGGCGACGUGGUCUCUGCCCUGAACAAGGCCUGGUGCGUGAACUGCUUCUCCUGCUCCACCUGC